AGAAACUCACCUUCACCACCUUCUUACCCUAGUACUCGUCAAGCUCCACGUAAUCCUCAACGACGUUUAUCACCCCAGUCUUUUGAAGACGAAAAAGAUUAUAGUAGAGCACCAGCAGGAGGACGUCGGAUGAGAGGUCGAGAUCCGUUUGAAGAUCAACCACCAAUGGAAAUGGGAGCGAUUCGAAGUUUUAAACAUCAAGAUGGACCCAGAGAGGUUUCAGGAACAGAAGAUUUUUUUGAAUCGAUUGCAUCACUUCAAACUGAUUUAAAAGAAUUACAAUUUAUGAUUGAUUCGGUUGGAGAUUUGAAUCGAAGAGGAUUAGAUUCAACUGCACCUGAAGAUCGAAAUGCAGCUCAAGUCGAAUCAGCUGAAUUAUCUGAUGAAAUCCGUUCUCUCAUUCAAUCUAUUAAAUCUCAAAUUCAAUCUUAUGAAGCUGAUCAUUCUUUACUAAGACAAAGAGGUGAUCCAGAACAAAAUUUAAAUGUUAGAACUCAACAAUUAGCUGGAUUGAAAAAACGGUUUGUCGAAACUGUUCAACGGUAUGCUGAAGUCGAACAGAAUAGUAGAAGAGCUAUUAAGGCUAGAGUCGAACGUCAGGUUCGGAUCGUUAAACCUAAUGCAACAGAUGAAGAAGUGAGAAUGGCAGUCGAAGAUGAAGCCAAUGGAGGAGGUGCAGUCUUUCAACAAGCUCUUGUUAGUUCUAAUCGAAUGGGAUCUGCUCGGAAUGCAUUGAAAGAAGUUCAAUCAAGAGCAGAAGAUAUGAGACGAAUCGAACAAACUAUCACAGAACUUGCUCAACUCUUCAACGAUAUGGCUAGCAUGGUAGAAGAACAAGAUGUAGCAGUUCAACAUAUUGAAAAACAAGCAGAAGUGAUCAAUCAAGAUGUAGAAGCAGCAACUACCGAACUUAAAACAGCUGUAGUCUCAGCCAAAGGUGCUCGUUCAAAACGUAAAUGUUGUUGUAUCCUUCUAGUUGUCAUUCUC
Melampsora larici-populina 98AG31 is the source of this 987-nucleotide messenger RNA. RefSeq lists its product as uncharacterized. Gene Ontology annotation, cellular component: plasma membrane; endomembrane system; SNARE complex. The transcript is spliced from 4 exons. The record is from RefSeq and is a predicted model, not a curated record. Gene Ontology annotation, biological process: intracellular protein transport; exocytosis; vesicle fusion. The annotation marks the transcript as partial. Lineage: Eukaryota; Fungi; Basidiomycota; Pucciniomycetes; Pucciniales; Melampsoraceae. Gene Ontology annotation, molecular function: SNARE binding; SNAP receptor activity.